This is a messenger RNA of Hemicordylus capensis (graceful crag lizard), 1809 nucleotides long. It is a transcript of the gene DIMT1, whose product is annotated as DIM1 rRNA methyltransferase and ribosome maturation factor. Lineage: Eukaryota; Metazoa; Chordata; Lepidosauria; Squamata; Cordylidae. Gene Ontology annotation, molecular function: rRNA (adenine-N6,N6-)-dimethyltransferase activity. The transcript has 12 exons. Gene Ontology annotation, cellular component: mitochondrial matrix. Gene Ontology annotation, biological process: rRNA methylation. Bases 197 to 1117 code for a protein of 306 amino acids. The record is from RefSeq and is a predicted model, not a curated record.
GAACUCUCCGCUGCGAGCGAAGUGCUCCUUGGGAUUUGUAGUUCUAGAGGUUUUCGUUGCGUUCAACGAAUAGGUAGGGAACUACUUCUCCCGGCAGCCUUUGCCCGCGCGACAGCUUCUCCGAGACUUCGUCAUCAGGGUGCUCCGUAGUCGUGAGAAAAGCGUGUCUCGUACCUCUCGUUUUCCGAGGAUUAUCAUGCCGAAAGUAAAGACGAAGCCCCAUUCCCGGCAACUACGCCGAGAAGGAAAAGGUCUCGGAGCAGGUAUCCGUUUCAACACUGGACUCGGCCAGCAUAUUUUAAAAAAUCCCCUCAUUGUUAACAGCAUUAUAGAAAAGGCUGGCUUAUACCCUACAGAUGUUGUUCUAGAAGUUGGUCCUGGCACUGGCAACAUGACAGUGAAAAUGUUAGAAAAGGUCAUUGCUUGUGAGCUUGAUCUAAAGCUUGCUGGUGAACUACAGAAGAGAGUCCAGGGCACGCCAUUGGCUAACAAACUGGAAAUAAAGAUCGGAGAUGUCUUGAAAAGUGAUCUACCUUUUUUUGAUGCCUGUGUUGCUAACUUACCAUAUCAAAUUUCUUCACCUUUUGUUUUUAAGCUGUUGCUGCAUCGGCCUUUCUUCAGGUGCGCAGUGCUUAUGUUUCAGAGAGAAUUUGCUCUUCGCUUGGUCGCAAAACCUGGCUCCCCACUAUACUGCAGGCUCUCUGUUAAUACUCAGUUACUAGCCCGUGUUGAUCAUCUGAUGAAAGUUGGAAAGAACAACUUUAAGCCACCACCCAAAGUUGAAUCCAGUGUUGUGAGGAUAGAACCAAAGAACCCUCCUCCACCAGUCAACUUUCAGGAAUGGGAUGGUCUAUUAAGAAUAGUCUUCGUCAGGAAAAACAAGACUCUCGCAGCAGUUUUUAAUUCAAAUGCUGUGAAGCAGCUGCUGGAACAGAAUUACCGAAUACACUGUUCACAAAAUAACUUGGAAAUUCCUGAAGAUUUCAAUAUUGGAACUCUAGUACAGGGAAUCCUAAAAGACACCGGAUACUCAGAAAAACGUGCACGCGUGAUGGAUAUCGACGAUUUCAUCAGUGUUCUCCAUGGCUUCAAUGCAAAAGGCAUCCAUUUCUCCUGAAGAAAAUACGAUGGAAGAACGUGAACUACAUAAAGCGUUUCACUCAUGAUGCACAUCCAGCUUCUUCAAACUAUACACAAUUGUGUGAAAUAUGAAAAAAAAAAAGAGUGGUUCUGUUUUUACAAAUGAAAUCCGAGGUUCUUUUUCUUUUUAGUGAAAAACCAUAGCUAGGUCAAAUUCUGUAAAUAGGUUCUGGAGCACAAAAGCUAGUCCUAAUUAUAUCUAGCUCUCUGCUCCUUUAGUUCGCUGGGAGAACUGUGAUGCAGAGUAUAAUUGUGCUAGCCUUUUGAAAAGCCCCUGAGUCUCUUGGUACACUGUCUAGGUGCCAGCUGGUACCUGUUCCCAGCAAAAGCCAACACAUUCCAUUUUUUGGUCUGUCACGCUAAAUUUGUCGGGGAGGUAUUUUCCUACUUGCCAAACCUGAUCUUUAGGGAUUUUGCCGGUCCUUUGGUUGUGUUCCUGUAGUCAUACAUAUAACAACUUGAUACAAAACUUUCAAAUUGUUUCUUGUAUUUAAUCAGUACUUUACAUUUUCAUGGACUGAACAUUUUCAUGGAUUGAACAAGUGAGUGAAAGACAAUUCAUCCAAGGUGCAGUAGCUAUUAAGAAAGGCACGUACCAUGCCAUGAAAGAAGUGGAAAAUACAGCAAAUAUUGUAAUGGCCCUAAUACAAAUCCAAACUAUGCCUGGAA